AUGGCUCUCAACACAUCCGUCACGUUCGAGCUCCCACCACUGCCGACAUAUACCUUGACCCCCCGAGAACCGCUCCUUGCUCCGAUCCCGGACAACAUCUUGGCCCUCAUCCUGCCCAUUGUCGCCUACUGGGCCUUGUCAAUGUUCUAUCACUUCCUCGAUGUCAAUGAAUACUUCGUCCAGUACCGUCUACACACUCCCGCCGAAGUCUUAAAGCGAAACCAUGUUACCCGCUGGGAGGUUGUGCGCGAUGUGAUUUUGCAGCAGGUGAUCCAAACAAUCGCUGGGAUGUCCAUGUCCUAUUUUGACGCCGAGGAAGUGGUUGGCCGGGAAGAGUACGACGUGGCCGUGUGGGCACAGCGGCUCCGGAUCGUCCAGAAAGCUUUCCCCCGCUUGUUGGCUCUUGUUGGAGUCGACUCCCUCGGUCUGGCAAAGUCGUUGUCGCUGAAUGGACACUCGAUAUUGGCGGGAGUUCUGGCUGGAGGCUCGUAUCCCGGUGUCACACAGUCCCUGCUGCUUGACACGGGAGCGGAAGUCGUGGCACCGGCGUUUGCGAGCUGGGAAUUGUCUGUCGCCAGCUUCAUCUACUGGUAUCUCAUCCCCGGGCUGCAGUUCGCCCUGGCAGUCGGCAUCGUCGAUACCUGGCAGUACUUCUGGCACCGUGCCAUGCACCUGAACCGCUGGCUCUAUGUUACGUUCCAUUCCCGCCACCAUCGUCUCUACGUUCCUUACGCGUUCGGUGCCCUUUACAACCACCCCGUUGAGGGAUUUCUUCUGGACACGGCGGGCACGGGCGUGGGCUUCUUAGUCUCCUGCAUGACCAACCGGCAGGCUAUAUGGUUCUUUACCAUCUCUACCAUCAAGACCGUUGAUGACCACUGUGGCUACGCCUUCCCCUGGGAUCCUUUGCAGCACAUCACCUCCAACAACGCAGCGUAUCACGAUAUCCACCACCAAAGCUGGGGCAUUAAGACCAACUUUUCGCAGCCUUUCUUCAUUUUCUGGGACCGUCUGCUCAAUACUCAGUGGAAGGGCGACGUCAAGCUUCGCUAUGAGCGAUCUCGCGAAUCCGCUCAGAGACAGGUGGACGUGGAUGCCGCGAAUGCGCCGCCCGCUGCCGGCCCGAAGGCCCAUGAACAUGAGCCCGCUGUAGUUUUAUCGGAGGGUCCGGCCGGCCGUACACGCCUGCGCCGCAAAACCGCUACGCUGUCGCCGCGGGUUGAUAGCCUAAAGGGCGCGACUCACGGCAUGUCCGGCAGCGUCCUCCAAAGCUGA
Penicillium lagena is the source of this 1275-nucleotide messenger RNA. RefSeq names its product sphingosine hydroxylase (gene sur2). The transcript is spliced from 2 exons. The record is from RefSeq and is a predicted model, not a curated record. Gene Ontology annotation, molecular function: oxidoreductase activity; iron ion binding. The coding region runs from base 1 to 1275 and encodes 424 amino acids. Lineage: Eukaryota; Fungi; Ascomycota; Eurotiomycetes; Eurotiales; Aspergillaceae. Gene Ontology annotation, biological process: lipid biosynthetic process.